CUCCAUUUUUUCAUUCUUCUUCACCGCCACAUAAUUUCCCUACCUUUCUUCCUAUUUUUCUUUCUUUAAUUUAUUAUUUAUUAUUUAUCACUAUAUAAACCUAUCCUCUACCCUCUCUUGGUCUUUUUCACCCAACAAAUCCGCCACCCCUCACAAUUCUCUCUCUGUCACACACACCACUCUCAACAGAUUCUUUUCUCUCUUACAUGACUGUUAUCCACCAACUCCGACCCACGAUAUGACGCUCAAUGACGACUGGGUCAAAACUGCCAUGACGGACGACACGGUUGUCGUCGAGCUUCUCUUACGGCUUAAGCAUCGUCUUUCGAUUAAAUCUCAACCCGCACCGACGCUUCCUUUCUCCUGGGGAAAUAAACAACCGCGCUCAAGAUCGAGGAUAACCGCUUCCGUUUCUCGAUGCGACGCCGCCGUUUCGACUAGAUGUAGUCCGACUACACCUCUCUCUUGGAGCGGAGGUGCAUCGCCAUCUGUUACUGCCGACGGUUACGAAGACUCCAGCCGUUACCGCAGCCAUCACGCAGCCAGAUCCAAGGCUACUGCCACAAGUGGAUACACUAGCAACUCCGCCUCUACCAAAAGGUGCGGAAGAAAAAAGUCCUUUGCAGAAUUGAAGGAAGAGGAAAGCUCCCUGCUAAAGGAAAGAAUAUAUUUAGAAAGGGAGAUAGCAACAAAAAAUGCAAAUUUUGAGGUGAUGAGAACUACAAAUGAGAGUUUGAAGAGGAUGAAGCUUGAUUUCGGAUCAAAAUCUCAUAACAAGCCAAGUUCAAAGUCUGUUGAACUGCGGGGUAAGCAUGCUGGUGGUCAGCCCCACCAAAGAAUAGUACCUUCUGAAGUCCUCCCACGUACCACUCUAGAUGAUACUCAUUCACAAGCACCAGAGUCUAGACCAAAUGUAAUCGAGUCCUCCGGGCAGAGUUUUUUCAUGAUACCAGAUCUAAAUAUGAUGCCGUCUGAUGAUGGUUCUUGCGCUGACGCUCAAUAUGGUAUGAGUUAAGACACAACUGCUUUGUUUCGUAGCAAGCGUGGUUCUUGGAACAAUUACGCUACAACACUGCACAAUGUACAGGCUGAUAGAGAGCAUUCUGAAGACUGCAUCGAAUAGAAAUCGACGGCCAACGUCGUGUACUAGAAAUGUUUCUUUAUGCAACUACCAAUUCUUACGAAAGGGAUAACAAGCGGCAAUGGUGAAAGGGGAAGUUUUCUUGGGUAGUGCAAGCCGUAAGGCUGUAGAGUAGAGAUAUUCAUAUACUACUAGCGUCGCAGGUUCCUCCGAUUCAUGAAAACAUAUGUACCAUUCUUUCGUUGGUUAAACCUCUUGAAUUCCUUUAUAAUGUGUCUUGUUUAAAUUAAUUUACAAAUUGCAAUUUACAUCAGUCGCACCUUCACUCUACAAGUUCAUGUGUUCUGUCGUUCGACUUUAGCUAUAAAUAGGAUGUUUUUUGGUUUGAGAACUUGUUUAUUUUUGAAGCUCGUGCCUCUGAAGGAACCUAAUAAGAACAUUCAUUUAUUUUAAA
This is a messenger RNA of Cicer arietinum (chickpea), 1535 nucleotides long. RefSeq lists its product as uncharacterized. Lineage: Eukaryota; Viridiplantae; Streptophyta; Magnoliopsida; Fabales; Fabaceae. The record is from RefSeq and is a predicted model, not a curated record.